This is a messenger RNA of Exophiala aquamarina CBS 119918, 489 nucleotides long. RefSeq names its product NADH dehydrogenase (ubiquinone) 1 beta subcomplex 8. The transcript has 3 exons. Gene Ontology annotation, cellular component: mitochondrion. Bases 1 to 489 code for a protein of 162 amino acids. Lineage: Eukaryota; Fungi; Ascomycota; Eurotiomycetes; Chaetothyriales; Herpotrichiellaceae. The record is from RefSeq and is a predicted model, not a curated record.
AUGCUUUCCCGACGGGCAUUUAAUCUGGCCGCCAGGUCGACUCGAGCAUUUCCACGGUCUCCGCCUCAACCUCUCCUUCAACGAGCACCAUUCUCCAGCGCAGUUUCCAGAAGAGCCCAAGAAGAGAUCGAUGACCCGGAAAUGAAUAAUAACUACAUCAACCCGCCUAGAAUCAAGCGACAACACCGUGAUCCCUAUGCCGACUGGGACGACAAGCAGGAGCGACGCAACUUCGGAGAGCCCGUACACGAAGACAAUGAAGUCCUGGGUAUCUUCGCCUUAGAAGAUUAUACACACAUGACACCCGCUCGGGGCGCGUUAUUGUGGGCUGGUUUCAUCAGCGCUAUCCUGGCCGUCUCCUAUGCCGUAUCCCUCACAUACCCAGGCAAACCUAGUGUGCCGACGGAAUAUCCGGGAGGCCUUGAUAAAGAACUGGGGGGGCCAGGUGCAACGAGGGCGUUUCAAGCGGGUGAUAAAUAUGAGGAAUAA